GGCGCUGCGGCGGGACCCUUAGUGAAAUAAAUUCGGGAAGUGUAGCUCGAUACGGAGGCUGCGUAGUGAACGAGUGUGCAAGAGCGAGCGACAGCGACGAAGGCCGAGGCGCGCGGCGGCAGUGGCGAGAGCGCCGCGCGUCUCGUCGGACGGUGGCGGCGCCGCGACCGCACCUCGCGCCCGCGGGCACGUGCCGGCGCGAUGGGCACGACCCCGCCGCCCGCGGGCACUAAACAACACAAGAGCAGGCGAAAGAUAUCAUUGCCAUGGUUCCGACAGAGCUCGAUCAGUGCACCGCAUGCGGCUCUAUCGCGUCAGCAUACCAUCGACACGCCAGGCUCAUUCCACGCACGACUGCUAAAGACCAACCGCCAACGUCAGCAAGCGGAGAUGACAUGGGUGGUAGCGGAGCACACGGCCGGCGGUGCGGGAGAGUUGUCAGUGGCCAAGGGACAGCAAGUUGAGGUGGUAGAACCUUGGGCCGCACGCGCCGACUGGUGGAUAGUACGUGCGCCCGGGGAAACCUCUCAGGAGGGUGCUGUACCGGCGCACGUACUAAAACCGCAGCCUCAACCUAAAACGUCGCCUUCACGACGCCCUUUGAGUCAGCCCUGCGACGAAGGUCUAGAUGCAUCCAACUCUGAUCCUGGCGCGAGCGUCAGCGCUGCCAGCCCGGGCAAACAGCGACGAGGCUUUAGUGGGAGACGAUGGUUAGGUCUCCGAAAGCCGUCGCAGGGCAAGGAGAAGGCGCCUAGCGGUGCACAAUCGCCUGCUACGGCGGACAAACCUGCACCGCUCAUGAAGAAACCUUCCGAUAGGAAACUGAUUAAGUUGCCGUAUGCCGGUGAUGGCGGGCGUAACGAGGACGGUGCGGCAAGUUCGGGCGAAUGCAGUAACAGCACCGCCCUCGAUGAGGUUGAAGAUGAUGCUGCUGAUGUGGAACUACCGCCACCCAUGAAACCCAUACAGGAUCCCCAGGCGGUUUUGCAAGCCCCAGUCCAGCCGGCCACAACGUCGAUUCCGUCACGGGCCUCAUUAUCUCUUGAAGCGUUGGAUAGUAAUGGUGGUCCUGCUGAUAUCGCUGAAAUAGAACAGAUCGUUAUGGAGAAAAUGCAUUUACACAACAAUCAAGAACAACACGGGUCAGGGCAGAGCGCGGGGUCGGGAUGCGGGCGUGAGGAGGAGCCCGGCACUCCGCCCCCCGCCGCCGACUCGGUAGAGGCUAUUCUCAAGAAGCGCGAGUAUGUGUUACGUGAACUUGUUGACACUGAGAACAUCUAUGUUGAAGACCUGCGUCUCGUAUGCGAAGGCUACAUACGCCAUUUUCAGAACGCAAAUCCCGAUCCUCCGAUUCCGGAGGGGUUACGUGACCGCCGUCACCGCAUGAUAUUCGGCAACAUUGAAGCCAUCUACGAAUGGCAUCGAGAUAAGUUCCUGCGCGACCUACGCAAUUGCGUGGAGGCGCCUGAGCUCCUGGGCCCAUUGUUUCAUCGUUUCCUGGAGAAGAGGAUGUUCCUCUAUGAGGCGUACUGUCGCAACAAGCCCGUGUCCGAGUACAUAGUAUCGGAGCACGACCACUACUUCCAGGAACUGCGUCAUAAGCUCGGACAAAAGUUACAGCUCGGUGAUUUGCUUAUAAAGCCAAUACAAAGGAUCCAAAAGUACCACUUGUUGGUGAAGAAGAUUCUCUCAUAUUCGGAAUUAGCCAAGGCGCCCCCAGAGGUGAUCGAUGCGCUUCGCGACGCGAUGCACUACACUGACAUCAUACCAAAAAAUGCUAAUAUGAUGAUGGACGUCGGCCGCUUACAAGGAUUUACGGGCAACAUCACGGCGCAGGGCAAGCUGCUGAUGCAGGAAACGCUGGUGGUUUCUGAGACUACGAGUGGCAAUGAUAAAGGCAAAGAACUGCACGUGUUCCUAUUCGAACAAUGUGUCAUCUUUAGCGAGGCAGUUGGCAAAAAAAGCCAGUUCACCAGCCCCACCUAUAACUACAAGGCGCACAUCCAGAUGAACAAAAUGGAGUUUGAAGAAGUAGAAGGCAAGGAUGCCUUCAUUAUCCAUUCAGUGGAUCCCAACAAGCCGCGGCAGUCAUUCCUAUGCAGGGCGGCGGAUCCGCGUCGUAAAGAGGAGUGGGUGGCAACACUCGCAAGCAUUCUGCAAUCGCAGCGGAUGUUCGGCGAAGCUCUAGAGAAUCCCGGGGCAUAUCUGCGUGAACUCCACGGACACUCUUCUAUGGGUGAGGGUUGGUGCGGGCUGCGCAAAACCGAAAGCGUGCCUCCGUCAUUGGGCGCGCGCCUCGCUCCUGAGUUGCGGCGAACGCAACGACCGCACGCAAAGGCGAACACAAUCAAUCUACCGACCACAACCAUCAGAUCAGACGACAGAAAGAAACCUAAUGCGGCAGUGAGCCCCACCUCCCCGCCGAACGCGAACGGCUUGUCGAAGCGGCCGUGGGGGUUGAAGCUGAGGCGCGGGGGCAGCGGUGGCGGUGCCGGUGGGGGCGAGCCUAGCGCCGAGGGCGUGGUCACCGAGCUGAGGCCGCCGGAGUUAUCCGACCCUGCUACUGACGUCACCGUCGCACCAGGUGCUUCCGCUACGCUCUCUUGUCGCGCUAUUGCAGUGCGGGCCUCCUGCGCCUGGCGCAAGACCGCCCCUGAAACCCGCGCGCUACGUCACGGUGGAAGAUUUGCUAUCUCUCUCACACCAGAUGGACUCGCCUCUCUCACAAUACACGCGUGCCGCGCCUCCGAUGCGGGCGUAUACUGCUGUCUCAUUACCAAUGAAUUAGGCGGCGUGCAAACAUCUGCGAGAUUGACCGUAGGGGCUGGUGGGACACCUGGUGUUCCCGCUGUUCGUGCGCACCCGGGCGGUGGUUUAGUCGUUCAAUGGGAUGAGUCAACGCCUGCACAUCUCGAAUAUUGCCGCGUAGGAGAAGGGGAAUGGCGACGUGCUACUGAAACUCCAGCAGCGGCGAAUACGCUCGCUCUAGAAGAACUUCCGGCAGGACAAUACAGCUUUCGGUUAAUUUGUGGACGAAGCGGUGCAGCGGGAGCAGCGUCAGGUGCCGCAGCGUGUGGUGGCGGAGGUGGAUGGCAGCGCGAGCAGUUUGCUCGUCGCUACAGCGUCGAAGAGGAAAUUGGUCGCGGGAGAACGGCGCGUGUAUUCGCCGCACGCGACACUGGCACCGGACAACGAGUUGCUUUAAAGCAGGUGUUAGCGGGCCGCGGCGCGGACGCUGUGCGUGAGUACCGCAUACUGUCACAGUGGGCGCACGGUGCGAUAGUGCGCGCGCUCGCGUUAUUCAGUGAGGUGCCGCGCGCGGGCGGACACACGCUCGUAUUGGAGCUAGUGGGCGGCGGCGGGUUACUCGAGUGGGCGGCCGCUACACCCACGCUUUACACGCAACAAACGGUAGCGAGACACGCUAAACAACUGCUGUCAGCACUGCAAUGGUUACAUACGCAUCACGUGGCACAUUUGGAUGUGCGGCCGGAAAACAUCCUAGUGGAACUGGGUGGUGCACAGCCCCAGUUGAAGCUGAUUGACCUGGGCUCGGCGGUGGAGUCGGUGGGCGGAGGUGCGGGGGAGGGGGAGGGCGUGUCCGCUCGUGAGGUCCUCCCGCCGGCGCCUGCCCAGCUAGAGUUCGCGCCGCCCGAAUGCGUACUGGGCCGCCCGCCUGCGCCCGCCUGGGAUGCAUGGGCGGCCGGCGUCUUCUUAUACGUUUUCCUUACCGGGCUGUCACCGUUCUUGGACGAGUCGAUAGAGGAGACUACGGCGAAUAUAAUAAAAUGCGAUUACUGCUUCCCGCCGGAGCACUGGAGCGGGAUAGACGAGCGAGCCCAACACAUGAUACGCGGCCUUCUAGACCCAGCGCCACACUCGAGACUGAUGCCUAGUGCUGCUCUCGCCGACCCAUGGCUUGAUCAAGCGCCCGCGACAACACUCUCAGCGAAUCAGCUUAAAACGUUCCUAGACCGUCGACGUCCGUCCGGGCAUGGUAACGCGUUGCACUCUCUCCGGUCGCCGAACGACACCUGACGGCCGUGUGACGCACGCCCCCAACAGGGACAAACGACGUCUACCGCAGCCGCGCCACGACUGACCUAAUCACGCUUCCAGACUCUUGCCAAGCGUCCACGAGCGCGAGAGUGGGGGAGGGAGCACUGGCCGUUGCCAAACUUGCCAAAAUCUGAGGAGCACUUGUGAUAGAUACCCGCUUAACAUGAUUUAUGUAGCAAUGUAAACGCGUGCAUACUCAAAUAUAUAGAUCAACGACUUGGCGAGAAUCUGGAAGGCUACUGUGACGAUGUGUAGGCAAUUGUUCCUCACUGUGAGCAUUCGGAUGAGUUUAAAAAUAUUUUUGUAACUUGAUUCGCGGCUCUGCUAAUAUCCACGGUCGUAAUAUAUGAUGUUACAUUUACGUUCGAUUAAAGUAAUAUGCUACUUGACUUGUUCAGGUUCUUUACUUUCUUUUAUUAUCUUGAUCAGUCUAUAGCUUCAAUGCUCACGGUAAAGACUAACCUUGGAUAGAAACUCUCAUUCGAAUGUAACCAAUUAAAAUGAUUUUAUGUGUACUAAGGAACAAAGGCGCUAGCCACAUGUAGAUCUUACUAUACAUUCGUGCGUAAACUCAACUUAGGUUUAUGAUUUUUUUUUUCUAUAGCUGUAGUAUACUUGAAAUAUUCUAUAGUCAAUGUGCCCACCUGUCGAGUACGAUAUUUUAGUUUGUGACAUCACUUCGCAGCAAGCAUCGAUGCACCCCAUGGCUUAUAUUCUUCGUCUACUAUUUGAUGGAGAACUCGAAAUAGAGUAUAAUUAUAGUUUAUAAUGAAUUAUGAAGGGCUUCGUUUUAAAAUUUGAGUCACUCAAAUUGAGCUUUUAAAGUCGUUAGCAUACAGUAUUCAAAAUUGUUUAUUAUAAGAUGCGGGAUAACAUGAUUGGAGUAAACACGCGAUGUAAAAAAUUAUGGAGGAUUUAAGUGCGACCGAUUAUAAGGAAAGUGUCUGUGAUUUAUGCUAAAAUAAUAUUUCAUGCUUAUUCCUAAUUUAACGUAUGUACUUGUUAAAUACUAUGAAAUUUGUAUAUAGAAUUAAGUAUUAGUGUGUAUAAUUUGUCGCUGAUUUGUGACAUAUACGAAAAUUUUAACUAUGUAUUCAAGGGAAAAUGAAUCGGUGUACUUGACGUGUCGGUAUAGUGUAACUUUGUUACAGCGGAGUGGCACGGUGACGUGCGCAUACGCGCUGAGAUUAUAUGACCAAACUGUUCCGCCGAAACAGGGCUAUGCUGACUGUCUUUUAAGUUAGUGUUUUCUAACACGUAUUCUAUGACGUUCUCUGUAAUCUCUGUACGCCAGUCAACAUAGCUCACUUUCUCGACUAGAUAUUGGUAAGAUAUAUUUAAUCCACUAGCUUUUAUUCAGCAAAUUUUAUUACUGUUUCUAUUUCAAUUAAUUUUAAGUUUAAAUGUAUUAUGUUAAGCAUCACAAGAAUAAAAAUAGUUACGGUAAUUUUUUUACAUUUUACAUUACAUUUUAAUACACUUGGCU
This is a messenger RNA of Diatraea saccharalis (sugarcane borer), 5545 nucleotides long. Lineage: Eukaryota; Metazoa; Arthropoda; Insecta; Lepidoptera; Crambidae. The record is from the annotation of a GenBank genome assembly.